Molecule: messenger RNA, 6175 nt
Organism: Anoplopoma fimbria (sablefish)
Lineage: Eukaryota; Metazoa; Chordata; Actinopteri; Perciformes; Anoplopomatidae
Gene: rbm15b
Product: RNA binding motif protein 15B
Biological process (GO): regulation of alternative mRNA splicing, via spliceosome
Cellular component (GO): nucleus
Molecular function (GO): mRNA binding
Source: RefSeq, a predicted model, not a curated record
AUUCCUAUUGUCCAAGAUGGCGGCGCAGACGCGGACGCUCCGAGGCUGAUGUUCCUGAGCGCGUUCACGCUUUCAUUCGGACGUGUGCGCGAAUAUCCAACGUUACGGAAGCCGCCUGCGGCCACGUCUGCACCGCUGACACCACGAGUGAAGGUUUGAUCUGAUAUCACCUCCUCCUCUUCCUCCUCCUCCUCUUCCUCCUCCUCCUCCAUCCUCCUCCAGGAUGAAGAGGCAGGCCGGGCGGGAGGCCAGUCCGUCCAGGGCCUCCGCCAAACGGGUCAGGGAGCGUGAGCGCAGAGAGGAGCUCCUCCACCCUCCUCCUCUUCCUCCUCCUCCUCCUCCUCCUCCUCCUCUGGCUCUCCUGCUGGCGGAGAGCAGGAGCUACCACCACCGCCGCAGCCGCAGCCGGGAGCGUGAGAAGCUCCACCACCAGCACCACCACCACCACCACCACCACCAGGAGCUCCUCCACAGGCCGCCGCUGCGCACCACCACCACAGAGCCUCCUCCUCCACCUCCUCCUCUUCCUCUUCCUCCUCCUCCUCCUCCUCGCCCCGGCACCCUGGAGUACAAGACGCUGCUCAUCAGCAACCUGGGCUCUCAGGUGUCGGACGAGGACGUGGAGGACGCGCUGUUCCACGAGUUCAAGAAGUUCGGCGACGUCAGCGUGAAGUUGUCUCACACGCCCGAGCUGGGCCGCGUGGCCUACGUCAACUUCAGGCACCCCGAGGACGCCAAGGAGGCGCGGCACGCCAAGUCCUCCAGGCUGCUGCUGGGAGACCGGCAGCUGAAGAUAGAGCCCAUGUACGUGAGGAGGAGGAGCGUGACGCCGCCCGAUGCCGGGUUCCUGCCCGCGUUGCAUGCUGGGUACGCGUACAGGCAGCGGUCGUUGUCUCCGCCCGGAGGGAGCAACAUCAGGGACAUCCGGGCUCGGCACUACGCUCUGGAGGGGCUGAGCAGGGAGCGAGAGCGGCUGCUGGACUACUACGGGAUGCUGGAUGAGCGGGGUCGACCGUACGGGUUCCCCCCCAUGCCGGUGGUGGAGGAUCUGAAGCCGGAGGACGAUCAGAGGGCGACCAGCAACUUGUUCAUCGGGAACUUGGACGGCAACGUGACGGAGGCGGAGCUGCGACGGGGGUUCGAUAAGUACGGCGUCAUCGAGGACGUGGUGAUCAAACGGCCGGCUCGUGGGCAAGGCGGCGCGUACGCUUUUGUGAAGUUUCAGAAUCUGGACAUGGCGCACCGAGCCAAGGUGGCCAUGCAGGGCCGCCUGAUGGGAGGCAACCCCAUCAAGAUCGGCUACGGGAAGGCCAACCCCACCACGCGGCUGUGGGUGGGCGGGCUCGGGCCGGGGAACUCGCUCGCCGCUUUGGCUCGGGAGUUCGAUCGCUUUGGGAGCAUCAGGAAUAUCGACUAUGUGAAGGGGGACAGCUUUGCGUACAUUCAGUACGAGAGUCUGGACGCCUCCCAGGCCGCCUGCACCCAGAUGAGGGGGUUCCUUGGGGGUCCAGAGCGGCGCCUGAGGGUGGACUUUGCCAAAGUGGAGGAGAGCCCCACUCGGGCGUUCCCCCCGGCUACCAGCCCCGUGGUCGCCCCCUCCCACUACGACCUCCUCGGGGAGGCCUACAGCCGCCAUCGCAGCCUGGAGCGAGAGCUGAGGGGAGCCAGGGACCGCUCGCCCGCGCCGCCGGCCUCCCACAGCCUCCUCACCCAGAGGGAGCGGGCGCUGCUGGAGAGGGAGUACCCGGCCAGCCCGACCCGCAGCCUGGAGAGGAGGACGGGCGGCGUGGAGGCGUUCGGGCGGAGCGGGAGGGGAGCGCGGAGCCGCAGCAGGAGCAGGGAGCGCUGGCUGAAGGAGAGGGAGGAGAGGAGGAGCAGGAGCAGGAGGAGGAGCAGGAGCGCGUCGACCGACCGGCUGACGGAGGAGAGGGAGCGAGAGAGGGAGAAGGAGAGGGGGAGGUCGAGGGUUCGAGGUCAGGGCGGGGGGGCCGUCUCCCCCGACGCGAGCCCGGACCGAGCACGGGUCCGCCCCGACUCCACCACCGAGCCGACAGACCACACCCCGAGAACGGACGACCCUCCGUCCAGCCGCCACCACAGCAAACGGUCCGGCGAGCAUCUCAACAACCACCACCAUCGGAACAGCGAGGUCGUCGCCGCCGUCGCCCCCGCCACCGCCGCCGCCGUCGUCGCCGUCUCCCCCGCUGUCCACACGGACAACGCCUCCUCCCCUCCCGGCACGCUGUCCGAGUUCGCCCAGGCCUCGCUCGCCAAAUCGUGGCACGGCUUCUUCGCGCUGAAGAACAGCAGCUUCCCCACCAACCUGUACAUGCUGGAGGGGGUCGUCGUUCUUCGGCGCCGUGAUGAGGACACCCUGAAGAGCCAGCCGGGCCAGCUGAAGAUCGCCCAGCGGCUCCGCAUGGACCAGACGCGACUGGACGAGGUGUCGCGGCGCGUCAAGCUCGGGCGGCCCGACGGGUACGCCGUCCUGCUCGCCCUCCAGGGCCCCAUCGACCGCCAGGCCGCGGGCCCCGAGCCGGGCCUCCAGGCCCGACUGCUUCGCCACCUGGUGACCUACCUGCGCAACAAGGAGGCGGCCGGCGUCGUGAGCCUGCCGGGCGCCAAAGAGGGGGGGCCCGGGGCGAUGCUGUACGCCUUCCCCCCCGGGGUGUUCUCCCAGCAGUACCUGCAGGCCGCCAAGAGGACUGUGGGUAAUCUGGACGAGGAGCACAUGGUCAUCGUUAUCGUCAAUGACACUAACUGACACUUUGGUGAACAGACGCUUUACUAUGAAAUACUUCCAUGUUGUUUUUAUUCAUCUUACACAUGAAAUAUGACAGAGGACACUACAUCUCUCUUUUGUUACUUUAUCUCUCACUGAACUUAUUGUCACAUUUACAGGAAAUGAUUUUACAUGACGGGUCGUUUUAAAAACACUUCAAGGAGAGAGGACGUUGAUGUGCAGGCCUACACGCACACACAGGCAGCACUGUCGCUUUUAUACUCUUAAGCUGUAACGUACAAAACACUAAACCUUUUGUUUAUAUGCUCGUUUACUUUAUUUCUUUUUUCCCUUUUUAUCCGAAGAUACCAAGUUGUUCUGUGUAUCCAAUAUAUACUCUGAGGUUUUUUAUACAAAGUGAUUGUAAGCUGGAUGGGAUCGUGACAUCUGUCUCCUCUACUGGCUUCUACUCGGCAGGUUGAGACCCCCCCCCGUCCUCUGUGACUGUAUAUUUGACAUAGCUAGGUGUUUGUUUUUUAUCAAUUGAACCAUUCCAGUUGUUUUUUGAAAGGUGUGUGAGUGUGUUUUCGUUCUGUUUGCAUGCAGGAAAAGAGGAAGAAGAAAAAAAAAGUUUUUGUCUUUUUUUUGGCGAUAACGUGUUCAUCUGUCAUACUGGUGCGAGGUCUGAUCAUAUUGACUGGUUCGGAUUUUAUAUUGUAUACAGACUUUUAAUUGAUUUGAAUACAUCGAUCCAUCCAUCUCUUAUCCAUCCUUGCUCCUUUUUUUAUUUUCAUCUGCCAUUACUUCAGAUCCAGCAAUGUCUUUACUUUGUUUCCUAAAAAGUUAGUAGUGAUGUGUAGAAGUGUUUGUAAGAGGAACUUCUCCAUAGUCAGUGUUUCACUACAGUAGAUGGAGCUGUGGACAUAUUUUAGACAACUAAAAGAAUCAAUAUCAGUGUGAGUGUACGCUGUAUUUAGGAUAUUUUCACAGCCACCAGACUCCAUUGAGAAAAACAGUGAUUUAAGCUCAAAGUUGCUGGUGUACUGCUGCCUCCAUCGGUUAGUUUGUUUGUGUUAUUGUGUGACGUUGGUGUUUUUAAAGGGUUAAGUCAGAUUCACCAAAGUCACAAAAUAACACCAACAAACUAACUGAUGGAGGCAUCAGUAGACCAGCAACGUCUGUGUUCUGCACGCUAAAAUGAGUGUUUUUGUCAAAGGAGUCUGCUGGUUUUAAAGAGAGUAUAGAUUGAUGAGAUGGCUUAUGUUCCCCGUCAGACAACAAGGUAAAGAGGUGAAUAUAGUUUGAAUAUAGUGUACAGUUGAACUGAUAUUGAUUCUUUUAGGCGUCUUAAAUACGUCCACAGCAGCACUUUGCUUUGCUCCAUCUUCUGUAGUAAAACACUGACUAUGGAGAAGAACCAUCAUACAAACACACCUUAAAAACAUCACAACUCACCCUUUUAAUGCAAACAUCAUUCACACCUGAAAAGCUCUUUAAUUAGCUCUAGAAUUAUUCAAACAACACAUGCGUGGUCAUUUCAAUCAAACUCACUCCAGGAAUUCACAAAGUCUUUUUGAAACCCCUCCAGAGAAAGUUUUGUCUUCAUCACUAAUCUUUUGGGAUUUCUGUAACUGACCCGACGCUGAGCUCCUUUUUUUAACUUCAAUGUUAAAAUGUUUGUUCCAAGAUGAUAUUUUAGACACAAAAACAGAAAUACUCCCAGCCAGAUGAUAAUGAAUGAAAUCUCAGAGAAAUACAAUUCAAAUGUAAUGAUCCUUGACACUAUAUCGUUCCGUGUGGUUUGCAGUUUGCACCAACUCAAUGAGAAUGUAUGUAGUUCGUAUAGAAGACGUGUGACAGCUCUCGUCACACGGCUGCUUUUCAGCUACAUGUGAUGUUGUUUACUACAUUUAUUGUUUUGUUUCUUACAAAAGCCAGGUUGGUUCUGUUAAAACUCACGAGGAAAAUGAAUCAAAUUUUAACAGUUUAGUCUGUUUUUAUCAGUAAACACUGUUUCUGUUCAGUGAUUAAAAAAAGAAUAAAGAAGAAUUGGACUGAAGUUAAACAUGUUUUUUAUAGAUUCCCCAUAUUUGCUGUUCUUUUAUUUAGUAGAGAAGACUUGUAUGAUGAGCUUAAAAACAAACAACACAUCUAGAGUUUAACGUUCAUGUUUUCUGACAAAUAAUAAAGGACUCGGGCUGCAACUGUUAGUAUUAAACAUUUAUCUUUUUUAAUUGAUUUGUCAUUAAAUGUCAGAAGAAAAGUGCAUUUUGCCCAUCAUAAUUUCCAUAAAACAAAGGUACAAAUCAAAAUGCUUCACAUGAAACAUAAUGAGGCUUUCAGAAGUGAAAAAAAAAACAAGGCAACAUUAAAAGAUGUAAUUUAUAAGAGUUUAAUAGAAAUAAAACAUAAAAAUAAGCAGUAACAGGAGGAUAGGAAUUACAUUACAGCGACAAGAUUUAAAUAAACAUUUGAAGUAAUAUUCUCUAGAUUUGCAACAACUAAUCCAUUAGUUGUCAGAUAUUAAAUUGAUCAACUGUUUUGAUAAUUGAUUCAUCGGUUUACAAACUUUUUUUAAAGAAAAUAAGUCAAAAUUCUUGGAGUCCAGCUUCUGAAUAUCUUCUGGUUUCGUUCCUCCUCUGUGACGGUUCACUGAAUAUCUUUGAGUUGUGGAUAAUAAAAGACAUUUGAUGACGUCAUGCUGGACUUUGGAGAAACACUGAUCCACAUUUUUCAACAUUUUCUGACAUUUUAUAGAUCAAAUGAGAAAAUAAUCAACAAUAACCGUUAGUUGCAGCUCUCAAAUCUUCAUGUAGACAAGUUGAACUGGAAGCAAUGUCACUGUUGUUAAUGGAUAUCUUAAUUAUGAACAUCAAUUUUCCAUUUUUCAUUCAGUUUUUUCAAAGUGUUAAUUAAUUAACACCCCGUCUGCUACAGUCAGAGUUUACUGCCAGUGGUGGAAAAUAAUUUGCUAUAUUUAAUUACAGCUUUUGGAUAUUUGUAAUUUUGGUAUUUCAGUUUUCUACUUCAUUACAUUUCAGAGGUACUAAUUGUACUUUUUUUUAAUCCUCUUUGUUUAUCUCACAGAAAUAGUUGUUAAUUGUUUUUGCAGAUUAUUUGUCAUAUAAACACAAAUGCUUAUAAAAAAAAAGGAUGUUUCAGUGGAAAAAAGUAAGAACUUUUAGUCUGGAAAUGAGUCUUAAAGUUUUCCCAUAGAAAAAUGUUAACAUCUGCUGAGUGUAGUUGGAAUAUUUCAAUCUGUUUUUCAUUAUAAAUCAACUGGAAUAAUUUUGUAAAAAUCAAUUUUAAAAACAAUCAUUUUGAAAACACGUUGAUGAAACAGGUUGAAAUAUUCUCACUGCAAGAAUAAAGUUUCAGGACUCAAUUACAGACAGAAAAGUCUUCAUAAGAAUAAAGCUACUGCAGAUGAAAAACUUUAUUGAUCGUUAAAAC